CCACCGUGUCAGUCCCCUCCCCACGUUGGGUGAUUGGGUCUCCCAAGCUAAGCUUACUUUAGUGCUCACUCACACGAUUUCCCACUCUCACUCUCACUCCACCUUGUUCCUCCCAACCCAAUCCACGUUCCCAGAGAAAAAAAAAAAAUAAAAGCUUUAAACAAAAAACACAUUCAAACCGUCCCUUUUCUUAUUUUUAUUUCUAAACAAUAUUCAAUAGUAUCUCAUCUCUCUCUCUCUCUCUCUCUCUCUCUCUCUCUCUCUCUCUCUCUCUCUCUAUUUAUUCACCAAUAAUAUAAUAGCAACAAAACAAAAUAAAAGUGUAAAAGAAAGUUAAGGCAGUCAGAUUCUCACUACUAACACUGCUUUUUUUUUUUUUCUUUUUUUUUCUUUCCUCUUCUGUAACUCAAAUAGCACAGGCAAAAGCUUAAAGCUCUCUCUUUCUCUCUUUUUCACAGUGUAAUAAGACUCUCCCUUUUAUCGUCUUUUUUAUUUUUAUUCAUUAGUUUUUAGUGUGUUUUUACUUACACAUAAGGAUUCUCGUUUUUGCUUUCUUUCACUGUUUUCAUUGGAUGAUCAGAAUAAAUAAUCUGUAGUUGGAGCUUGGUAGUGUAGUUGAAUCGUAGUUGGAGCUUCUGUAGAAGUUUAUUUUUUUUCCCCUGCUUUUUCUUAGUGACCAAACGCAGAAAUGGGAGUGUUAUAGUGAUUGAUACUAUUGUGUGUGUGUGUGUGUUUUUUUUCUGGGUUAUUGGCAGUGUAGAAGAAGUUGUUGAAAAGGAGUGAUAAUGGCUAGGGUUUCAGUAUCGUUGUUGUUGUUGUUCGUGUGGAUAUGGUGGUGGGUAGCUAUGGCGGAGGCAGAGUACGUGAGGUACAAAGAUCCAAAACAACCGGUGGCGAUUCGGUUGAGGGACCUUCUUAAUCGAAUGACUCUAGAAGAGAAAAUUGGUCAGAUGGCUCAGAUUGACAGGAGUGUAGCUAAUGUUUUGACAAUGAGAACUUACUCCAUUGGUAGUGUAUUGAGUGGUGGUGGUAGUACGCCACUUCCUGAGGCUAGUGCUGAAGACUGGGUUAAUAUGAUAAACGAAUUUCAGAAGGGAGCUCUUUCUAGUCGUUUGGGUAUUCCAAUGAUCUAUGGUAUUGAUGCUGUGCAUGGACACAAUAAUGUAUAUAAUGCUACAAUCUUUCCGCACAAUGUCGGCCUUGGAGCUACAAGGGAUUCCGAUCUGGUUCGAAGGAUUGGUGCUGCCACUGCUCUAGAAGUCAGAGCUACUGGCAUUCCUUAUGUCUUUGCACCAUGCAUUGCGGUAUGCAGAGAUCCGAGAUGGGGUAGGUGUUAUGAAAGCUACAGUGAGGAUCACAAAAUUGUGCAAGAAAUGACAGAGAUCAUUCCAGGUUUACAGGGAGAUAUUCCUUCCAAUUCCCGGAAAGGAGUUCCAUAUGUUGGUGGAAAGACUAAGGUUGCUGCUUGUGCGAAGCACUUUGUAGGUGAUGGUGGGACAACAAAAGGCAUCAACGAGAACAACACUUUAACUGAUAUGCAUAGCUUGCUCAGCAUUCACAUGCCCGCCUAUUCUGAUUCAGUUAUCAAGGGUGUCUCAACGGUUAUGAUUUCCUACUCCAGUUGGAAUGGAGAAAAAAUGCACGCAAACCGUGAGCUAGUUACUGGUUUUCUCAAAGAUACCCUUAAAUUCAAGGGUUUUGUUAUAUCAGAUUGGGAAGGAAUUGACAGGAUUACCACGCCACCACAUGCUAACUACACAUACUCUGUCCAAGCUGCUGUUCAAGCUGGCAUUGAUAUGGUUAUGGUUCCUUACAACUACAGUGAGUUCAUUAGUGAUCUUACGAACCUGGUUAAUAGUGGUAUCAUCCCCAUGGAGAGAAUUGAUGAUGCUGUGCAGCGGAUUUUGCUUGUUAAGUUUGCCAUGGGUCUUUUCGAAAAUCCGUUGGCUGAUUAUAGCUUAGUAAACGAGCUUGGAAGCCAGGCACACAGAGACUUGGCUAGAGAGGCAGUAAGAAAAUCAAUGGUGCUGCUGAAGAAUGGAAAAAAUGAAACUAAUCAAAUAUUACCCCUCUCCAAGAAGGUUCACAAAAUCCUUGUUGCUGGUGCUCAUGCUGAUAAUUUGGGUUAUCAAUGUGGUGGUUGGACAAUUUCAUGGCAAGGAUUCAGUGGAAACAAAAAUACAAGGGGAACUACUAUUGCUGACGCUAUAAAAUCAACAGUUGAUCCGAGCACAGAGGUGAUCUACAGUGAGAACCCUGAUGCUGAGUUUGUCAAGUCGAAUGACUUUGCAUACGCCAUUGUUGUUGUUGGCGAGCACCCAUAUGCCGAAACUGCAGGGGACAGCACAACUCUCACAAUGGCUGAUCCGGGGCCCAAUGUUAUCAACAACGUCUGUCAGGGUGUUAAGUGUGUGGUAGUUGUGAUUUCGGGUAGACCUAUUGUGAUUGAACCGUACCUUGCUUCAAUGGAUGCCUUGGUGGCAGCAUGGUUACCAGGAUCUGAAGGACAAGGUGUUGCUGAUGUUCUUUUCGGGGAUUAUGGAUUCACUGGGAAGCUUCCGAGGACAUGGUUCAAGACAGUAGAUCAACUGCCAAUGAAUUAUGGGGAUCCGCACUAUGAUCCACUCUUCCCUCUUGGGUUUGGGCUCAAAACCGAGUCAGUUAAGGAGCUUGUGGCUAGGUCAACAUCAGCUGGUGUUGUUGGAAGGCCAUUUGCUCUUCUCAUUGUGGCUUCUCUAUUUAUUAGUUUAUUUUCUUUUGAGAGGUAUAGUUUAAAUUGGUCCAGGCAUUAAUUAAAAAGGAUAUUGCUUAUUUCUUAUUACACUAAUGAUCAUUUCGUAUCCUUUCUAACUUGAUAUGUUUAAUAAACAGGGGGACGAAGUUUUGAGCAGCUUCAUCUUGGAUUUUUUGAGGUUCUUGUUGGUUGAUUUAGGUUAGACUAUAUUCCUUCCAAAUUAUAAAUUAUUGUUUGAGUAAUUGGCUAGAAUAGAAGCAGCCUCAACCCUUCACCAUUUUUUUUUUUCUAUUUUUUUUUUUUAUUUUUGUAGUAAGAACUUGUUGAAGAUAGUUUGUGACAAUAAUUUCUUCUUAGCUCUUACCAUUUUAGUCAUUAUUUCUUUGAAGCAGCCUCAACCCUUCACCCUUUUUCUUUUGUUUAACUUUUGUAGUAAGAACUUGUUGAAGAUAGCUUAUGACAAUAUUUCUUAGUUCUUAUUUUCCA
Cannabis sativa is the source of this 3220-nucleotide messenger RNA. RefSeq lists its product as uncharacterized. Gene Ontology annotation, molecular function: beta-glucosidase activity. Gene Ontology annotation, biological process: glucan catabolic process. The record is from RefSeq and is a predicted model, not a curated record. Lineage: Eukaryota; Viridiplantae; Streptophyta; Magnoliopsida; Rosales; Cannabaceae. The coding region runs from base 786 to 2792 and encodes 668 amino acids. The transcript has 10 exons.